Messenger RNA from Symbiodinium sp. CCMP2456, 1200 nucleotides. NCBI's taxonomy places the organism in Eukaryota, Dinophyceae, Suessiales, Symbiodiniaceae. The record is from the annotation of a GenBank genome assembly.
AUGCCCGGUGGCUGCUCGCCUCGAGCCUGUGGAUGGUGCCCGGGUACGAGUGUGGCUUGGGAUCUUGGAGGGUCAUGCCGAAGCUUCGGUGGCCGUGCCCGAGGAGCUGCCAGAUGGAGUGAUUGGGUUCGGCCGGCUCGACACCGGGGAGGAUUGCAUGCCUACGUCCCCAGCUUGGUCGCCGCUUCGGGCGAUAUGUUCGCUUUUGCUUCUGCAGAGAGCGCCAAAGCAGCCGAGCCCGACGACCUCUCUGCUCGGUUAGCCAGGCUCGAGAAAGCGGUCUCGAACCUUGUGGAGUUGAAAGGCCAAGCAGAGCCGCCGCCCGCCGGGAAACCCAAAGCAAGGGCAAAAGCUGCACGGAGUCGACCAGGCGGCGAUGUGGCCGCGGCUCCGGGACUCGAUGCGUCAGUCUUGUCAGCUGCUCGGGCUGCCGGUGUGUCCGAAGAGGCUCUCGCCGAGAUGCAAGCUCUUGUUGGCCGAACGGCGACGGGGCGAUUGAAGCCGGAGCCUGGACCUGACCCCCUCGAAGAGUCGGAGGAGGAAGUCGAUGGGCCCGCCGGCGGCCCCGCCGGCUCUGGACAAGUGCAGGGUCCCGGGGCCUCACUGACCGAAGCCCUCGAUCCUCAGUCGCAGCAAGCCGAGAUCUUUGCCAGCGCCCUUGUGCGAGCAGUGGAGACUAUGCAACGGGGCGGGUCCAAAGCCUCGACCUUAGACCGGGCUCUCGAUGGAGCCGCAAGUGGCUCGGGCGAAGCUUCCUCGUUACCGACAGCUCGUCGAAACUCGGCGGCCAGGCGAGCUCUGCGGGAUGCGUUGGUCAACUCCCCUUCGGAGAUCAGUGCUGUGAUCGAGGCUUUGAUGUCAGAAGAUCUUUCUUCCGUCUCGCCCGGCGUAGCCGUCCCGGGUCAGACAUCGGCUCGAGCCUGGGCCGAGCGCAGAUCGAAGGUGACCGCUUAUCCUUCGUCGGUGUGGGCUGUUUGGCUGAUGGCGGGGGCCCUGGAUUGCCUACGGACCAGCUGCUUUUUACAUCGCGUGCUUGCCUUAGAAGAGCAGGUGCGUGAACUGCAGAGUGCGCUUAGGGCGCUCAGCUUGAGGGUCGAGGGCCCGGAAACCGACUUCGAUCUGGUGAGCGACCCCGCUUUGACCUGCCCGGCUCUUGGUGAGAUGGCUGAGGACGAAGAGGCAACGCCCUUGACUGCAAGG